UGAACUUUAAGAUUAGACUGCCACCUUGGAUCUAAAUGAGAUGCCCUCUUCCUCUCCAAAAAAAAAAGGGGGUGUGUGCAGAGGUAGGUUAUUCCAAUCAGGGUUUCUCUUUCUCUUAAGCAAAUGAUGAUCAAAGCAACUGACAAACUGUCACGGAAUCUGCCAGACCUGACUCUGGCCUUGCCCCGUCUCUCCAGCUCCUGAACUUUUCUGUCUUCCGUCAUGCUCUGAGCCCAUUCCUAGCAAGCUAACUGGUUCCCUGGUCUGAAGCAUCCUGGGCCUACUGAGCUCUGAUCCCAGUGCCCACCUCUGCCCUCUUAUAACCUGAUACCUGUGCUUCAUGGAGGUACCCUCCAACCUUUCCUCCAAUAUGGAACCAGGCACCUAUAUUAAAAUGAAUGAUUCAGUCACCCAACUACCCUCCAAAGUAGCGAUACAAGACAUUACUAUGGAUCUACACUGUCCACUGUGCCAUGAUUGGUUCCGUGAUCCACUGAUGCUAAGCUGUGGCCAUAACUUCUGCCAACCCUGUAUCCAAAACUUUUGGAAGCGGCAAGCAAAGGAAACCUUCUGUCCUGAGUGUAAAAUGCUAUGUCAAUAUAGCAAUUGUACAUUCAACCUUAUACUGGAGAAGCUGGUAGAGAAGAUUAAGAAGCUACCCCUACUCAAGGGCCAUCCCCAGUGCCCAGAGCAUGGAGAGAACCUGAAACUGUUCAGUAAACCAGAUGGGAAGUUAAUCUGCUUUCAAUGCAAGGAUGCCCGGUUGUCUGUGGGACAGUCUAAGGAGUUCCUGCAAAUCUCUGAUGCUGUCCGCUUCUUCACGGAGGAGCUUGCCAUCCAACAGGGUCAACUGGAGACAAUCCUGAAGGAGCUUCAGGCCCUGAGGAACAUGCAGAAAGAUGCUAUUGCUGCUUUCAAGGAAAACAAGCUACAUCUGCAGCAGCAUAUAUCCUUGGAGUUUCUAAAGCUGCAUCAGUUCCUGCACAACAGAGAAAAGGACAUUUUAAAUGAGCUCCGGGAAGAGGGGAAAGCCUCGAAUGAAGAGAUGGAGCUGAAUAUGAACCAGCUUCAGGAGCAUUGUCUCCUAGCCAAGGACAUGUUGGUGAACAUUCAGACACGGCUGGAACAGCAGAACUCCUUCGACUUUCUCAAAGACAUCACAAGUUUCUUGGAUAGCUUGGAGCAAGGAAUGAGGGUAUUGAUACCCAGAGAGCUUAUCUCCAGAAAUCUGAACCUGGGCCAGUUCAAAGGUCCCAUCCAGUACAUGAUAUGGAGGGAAAUGCAGUCCACUCUCUCUCCAGGCCUAUCUCCAAUAACUCUGGACCCUAAAACAGCUCACCCAAAUUUGGUGCUCUCCAAAAACCGAACAAGUGUGUGGCAUGGUGACCUCAAGCAGGCGUUGCCUGAUGAUCCAGAGAGGUUUGACUCAAGUGUGGCUGUGCUGGGCUCAAAAGGAUUCACAUCUGGAAAGUGGUACUGGGAAGUAGAAGUAGCAAAGAAGACAAAGUGGACAGUUGGAGUUGUCAGAGAAUCCAUCAUUCGGAAGGGCAGCUGUCCUCUAACUCCUGAGCAAGGAUUCUGGCUUUUAAGACUAAGGAACCAAACUGAUUUAAAGGCUCUGGAUUUGCCUUCUUGUAGUCUGAAGCUGAUGGACAACCUCAACAGGGUGGGCAUAUACCUGGAUUAUGAAGCAGGACAACUGUCCUUCUACAAUGCUAACACCAUGAUGCACAUUUAUACCUUCAGUACCACUUUCCUGGAGAAAGUUUAUCCCUACUUCUGCCCCUGCCUUAAUGAUGGUGGAGAGAAUAAAGAACCAUUGCACAUCUUACAUCCACAGUAAUUGGUCAUACUAUUGUAUAAAUUCAGAGUGAUAUUAAAGAGGUAUUGAAAUAGUUUA
Messenger RNA from Otolemur garnettii (small-eared galago), 1900 nucleotides. It is a transcript of the gene TRIM69, whose product is annotated as tripartite motif containing 69. Gene Ontology annotation, molecular function: protein binding. Bases 341 to 1843 code for a protein of 500 amino acids. The record is from RefSeq and is a predicted model, not a curated record. Lineage: Eukaryota; Metazoa; Chordata; Mammalia; Primates; Galagidae. The transcript is spliced from 7 exons.